This is a messenger RNA of Phytomonas sp. EM1, 1680 nucleotides long. NCBI's taxonomy places the organism in Eukaryota, Euglenozoa, Kinetoplastea, Trypanosomatida, Trypanosomatidae. The record is from the annotation of a GenBank genome assembly.
AUGAUGAACCAGCAGCAGCAGCCUGUUAUCGUGAUCAACCAAAAGGUUGAGCGUGAAUCUGGUCGAAAAGCACAAAUGAACAAUAUCGAGGCCGCCAAAACUGUUGCUAGUCUUAUCAGCAGUACGCUCGGCCCCUGUGGAAUGCUCAAGAUGAUUCUAGAUCCUAUGGGUGGCACUGUGCUUACGAACGACGGUAACUGUAUUUUGCGCGAGAUAGACGUAGUGCAUCCAGCGGCGAAGCACAUGCUUGAGUUGGCCCGUUCUCAAGACGAGGAGGUCGGCGAUGGCACUACCACAGUCAUCAUCCUCACUGGGGAGAUCCUCAGCCUGGCUCAGCCCCUGCUGGAACGCAAUAUUCACCCGCUUAAAAUUGUCAAGGGUCUCACUCUGGCGCUAACUGACGCCUUGGCAGCUGUUGAGAGGAUUGCUGCUACGAUCGAUCCGACCGAUAAGAAGAAGCUGGAGGAGGUUGUGUGCGCGUGCUUGGGUACAAAAUUCAACUCUCGUGAGGAAGUUUUAAUGUGCCGUCUGGCAGUUGAGGCGACGCUUCGAGUGGUACGCGAGGACAAGAUCACCGGCGUAAAGGACAUCGAUAUAAAACGUUAUGCAAAGAUUGAGAAGAUUCCAGGUGGAUCUGUGCAAGAUAGUGAGGUUUUGGAUGGUGUCAUGUUCAAUAAGGAUCACAUCCACUCGAAAAUGAGGCGCCGCAUUGAGAACCCUCGGUUGAUUCUUUUGGAUUGCCCGCUGGAAUACAAAAAGCCGGAGACGACGAUUAAUGUCGAGAUCACUAAGGACACAGAUUGGGAGGCUCUGCUCAAGCAAGAGGAGGACUAUGUACGCACGAUCUGCAAUGUAAUUAUUUCUUUCAAGCCCGAUGUGGUGAUCACGGAGAAGGGAGCCUCCGACCUGGCGGCGCAUUUCUUGUAUAAGGCAGGGAUUACAUGUAUUCGUCGUCUACGUAAGACAGACAACAACCGUGUCGCGAGGGCCACCGGCGCCAUCAUUGUUAGCCGUGUUGAGGAGUUAAAAAAUGAGCACAUCGGUAAGGCGGGGUUGUUUGAGAUUAAAAAGAUCGGCGAUGAGUACUUCACCUUUAUCACAGGCUGCCCCACGGGCACGGCGUGCAGCAUCGUACUUCGUGGCGCCAGCAAGGACACCCUCAACGAAAUUGAGAGGAACAUACACGACGGCAUGUGUGUAGCGCGAAACAUCAUCCUUGAGCCGCGCAUCGUAUACGGGGCUGCUUCCUGCGAGAUGCAAGUCUCCGCACAGAUGAUGGCGAAGUCCAAGACGAUUGGUGGGGUGGAGCAGGCAGCGUACCAGGCGGUGGCGAUGGCGCUCGAGGUGGUGCCGCGCAUUCUGGCCAGCAACUGCGGGGCGAAUGUCAUUCGCACGGUUACGGACCUUCGUGCGCGGCAUGUGAACCCAGAUGCUUGGUACUGGGGGGUUGACGGCGUUACCGGGAAGAUUGUGGAUGUGCGAACUAUUAAAGUGAUUGAACCAGCGGCAGUUAAAGUGCAGGCCCUGAAAACUUCAAUUGAGGCCGCCGCCAUGAUUUUGCGUGUAGAUGAUGUCGUAUCGGGGACAAAACUUCGUCAAGAACGUGGUGCAGAGGCCCCUGCAGCGAAGGAACAACCUGAUGACGACCCGGAAUCGGCUGCUGCAGUGGCGGCCGAGUAA